This is a messenger RNA of Striga hermonthica, 2031 nucleotides long. Lineage: Eukaryota; Viridiplantae; Streptophyta; Magnoliopsida; Lamiales; Orobanchaceae. The record is from the annotation of a GenBank genome assembly.
AUGGAGGAUGAUGCCGACGUAUACGACGGAAUAAGGUCUCAGUUCCCUUUGAGCUUUGGGAAGCAACCGAAAUCUCAGAAGUCUCUUGAACUCAUCCACAACGCCACCCGCCGGACCACCGGUGCCUCCGCAAGUGAUUCCGCCGGUGGUAAAGCGUCGGCGUCUGAAAAAGCAAAUGCGCUCCCAUCUCUAUCCAAAUCCUCCCAAGAUUGGAUAGACUCCUUCAAAAGUUCAAACCCUAAAAAUUCGAAGAGGGCUAGCGAUGAGGAUAGAAUGAUUGGCCCUUCCCGGCCACCAGUGGGUUUGGAGGAGGAGGAUGAUCGGAUGGUUGGGCCGCCUAGGCCGCCUCCUGGUAGUAGAGCUGAGGAUGAGGAUGGUGGCCCUGUAAUCGGGCCACCGAGACCUCCUCCUAAUGGACUAGAGGGCAACGAUGAUGAGCACGUGAUUGGGCCGCCCAGACCACCUCCUGGUGGAGAUGGGUCGGAUGAUGAUGAUGGGCCGGUUAUUGGCCCGCCCAGGCCGCCUCCAGGAGCCGUAGAGACUGAUUCUGAGGGAGAUUUGGAUGAAGAAGACGAUGAUUCUGGAUAUCGUAUACCGUUGAGCAAUGAGAUUGUACUGAAAGGGCAUACCAAGGUGGUUUCAGCCCUUGCAGUGGAUCACAGUGGAUCUCGAGUAUUAUCUGGCAGCUAUGACUAUACGGUUCGCAUGUAUGAUUUUCAGGGCAUGAAUGCUCGUCUUCAGUCAUUCAGACAACUUGAACCAUUUGAAGGUCAUCAAAUUCGUGGCUUGAGUUGGAGUCCUACUGCAGAUCGAUUUUUGUGUGUAACUGGUUCAGCACAGGCUAAGAUUUAUGACCGUGAUGGACUUACGUUAGGUGAGUUUGUCAAGGGGGACAUGUAUAUUAGGGAUCUUAAAAACACAAAAGGCCACAUAUCUGGAUUGACUUGUGGAGAAUGGCACCCUAAAGCAAAGGAGACUAUCUUAACAUCGUCCGAAGAUGGUUCGCUAAGGAUAUGGGAUGUAAACGACUUCAAAGGUCAAAAGCAGGUUAUUAAACCCAAACUUUCGAGGCCGGGAAGAGUUCCAGUAACCACAUGCACUUGGGAUCGUGAAGGAAAACGAAUUGCCGGCGGUAUAGGUGAUGGCUCUAUACAGAUAUGGAACAUCAAGGCUGGAUGGGUUAGCAGGCCUGAUAUUCACGUUGUAAGUAGCCACUCAGACGAUAUUACCGGGCUUAAAUUUUCCAGUGAUGGACUAACACUGCUGUCAAGAAGCUUUGAUGGGACACUUAAGGUGUGGGAUCUGCGUAAAAUGAAGGAGGCUGCCCAUAUAUUUGAUGAUCUUCCAAAUAAUUAUGCUCAGACGAAUGUGGCAUUCAGUCCAGAUGAACAACUCUUCUUGACUGGGACCUCAGUUGAGAAGGAUAGCACGACAGGGGGUCUGCUAUGUAUAUAUGAUAGAGUGAAGAUGGAAAUGGUGUCAAGAGUUGGAAUAUCUCCCACAUUUAGUGUAGUUCAAUGUGCCUGGCAUCCAAGGCUAAAUCAGAUAUUUGCUACAGUUGGGGACAGACACGAAGGAGGGACUCACAUACUAUACGAUCCGACCAUCAGUGAGAGAGGUGCACUUGUGUGUGUUGCUCGUGCACCGAGAAAGCAAUCGGUUGAUGAUUUUCAGGCACAACCUGUUAUUCACAACCCUCAUGCACUGCCGAUGUUUAGAGAUCAGCCGAGCCGUAAACGCCAGCGUGAGAAGAUACUGAAGGACCCAUUGAAGUCCCACAAGCCAGAGCUACCUAUAACUGGGCCGGGUCAUGGUGGAAGAGUUGGCUCGACCAAGGGAAGUCUGCUCACUCAGUACCUUCUCAAGCAAGGGGGCAUGAUUAAGGAAACAUGGAUGGAGGAAGACCCAAGAGAAGCUAUUCUGAAAUAUGCUGAUGUUGCUGCUAAAGAUCCUAAAUUUAUUGCCCCAGCAUAUGCACAAACACAGCCGGAACCAGUUUUUGCCAAGUCGGACUCAGAUGAGGAGGAAUAA